AUGGCCGACCCUGAGACGUAUGAGACUGCGAGUUCAAAACAAAUGGCUAACAUACUGAGGAAGUUGAACAUGGAAAGUAAAAUUGAUUUAUUUCGAAACGAAAAGAUAUCUGCCGACAUUGUUUAUCAUUUAUCGUCAGCUGAUUUAGAGGCGCUUGGUGUAUCGAACCGCACUGAUAUGAUGUCACUACGAAUGGAAUGUGUUAAAUACGGAGGACAGCAACCAAAACAAAGUUCAGAUGAAUUACGAAGUGGUCCGCCAUCAUUUUUCAUUCCCAAAUCGGUGCUCAAAACACAUCUUGAAGAGAAUUUCACAAUUUCUGAAAUUGCAUUAAUGCUUGACGUUUCGGAAAGUACAAUAUAUCGAUGAAUGCGAAUGUAUGAUCUCAGCAAACUAGAUUUCACCCCUAUUUCUGAAGAAGACCUAGAUCGCCAUGUACUUGAAAUAGCAAAGCAGUUUCCACAAUCAGGAGAAAACAUGGUGAAGGGCAUCCUUUUACAAAGAGGCAUCAAGGUGCAGAGAAUGAAACUCAGGGACAGUUUGCACAGAGUUGACGAAGAAGGUAUCCAGAGACGGAGGGUAGGUCGCUUGACAAGAAGAGUGUACGCUGUGCGAGGACCAAAUCAUCUCUGGCAUGUGGACACAAACCACAAGCUGGUAAGAUGGCAUUUUAUCAUUGUUGGUGGAGUGGAUGGUUACAGCCGUCUUCCUGUAAUGUUAAAAUGCACUGAUAAUAACAAAGCAGAUACUUUGUUACACUGGUUCAUUACAGCAGUAAACCAAUAUGGCCUACCAAGCAGGGUUCGGUCCGAUAAAGGAGGCGAGAAUGUUGCAAUAGCGGAUUACAUGAUAUCCAGAAGAGGUACUCAACGAGGCAGUAUGAUAACUGGUAAAAGUACUCACAACCAGAGAGUAGAAAGAUUAUGGAGGGACAUAUAUGAAGGAGUACUUGGUUUAUAUUACAGGUUGUUUUAUUUCAUGGAAGAUCAGCAUAUCUUAAAUCCUUUGAAUGAUAUCCACCUAGCAGCACUGCAUCAUGUCUUCUUACCAAAGAUUAACAAUCAGUUGGAAGUGUGGAAACAAGCAUGGUCAACACAUAGAAUGCGCACUACCAGGUCAAGUCCUCUGCGAAUGUGGGUAGCAGGCCAGUUACAAAAUCCAAUGGGCAUUGAACUUACUAUUGAUGAAAUUGACAAUUAUGGUGUUGAUGGAAAUAUUGACGAUAGCGCAGUAGAUAACGAAAGGCCAAUUUUCUACCCUCCGUCUUUUGUGGUUCCAGAAGCCUGUCAACACAUCCUCGACAAUGAAGCACCUGCAACAGGGAGUUCUACAAAUUUCGGUAUUGACAUAUACUUAAGAGCUCUUAACAUUAUCCAGAACCUUUUACAUUAG
Paramuricea clavata is the source of this 1392-nucleotide messenger RNA. The record is from the annotation of a GenBank genome assembly. Lineage: Eukaryota; Metazoa; Cnidaria; Anthozoa; Malacalcyonacea; Plexauridae.